Molecule: messenger RNA, 606 nt
Organism: Oikopleura dioica
Lineage: Eukaryota; Metazoa; Chordata; Appendicularia; Copelata; Oikopleuridae
Source: the annotation of a GenBank genome assembly
AUGCAAAGUGAGUUGAUUAACCCGGUGCCAUCGCAAGAUGAUGUGAUCAACAACCAAACAGGACUGAGCAAAAAGUGCGACCCGAACGAGUGGCCCGAAGAUAUUAAAAUCGUGUUCAACUUGUACAGAGUGAUGGUGUUCUUUUGGAUUCUCGCCGGGCUCACAUGGCUUGGUGGCGUUGUUUCCAUGCUCACCGAUCUCCUUAAUCUUUCAGUUUCUUAUCAGUUCGACAUUUCUAUUUCAAGAGUCUUCCGAAAAGGCAGAGUCGUCUUCCCUCCAAUUUGGAACCUUCUCGGUAGCUCCAAUUCCGAGUCAAAAUACAUCACGAAAAACGCUAAUAACAGGACGGCAGACGGGAAAGCACUGUAUAAUAUGAACAAUACAAAAUUGGCGUACAUGAACAAGCUCAAUUACAAUCAGCUCAGCCCCUAUCGCAAUCGAAUUCGUCUCGAUAGAAGUCCUAUCGACGACGACAACGAGUUCUACCGCCGGAUCCACAACUCGACCGACAUCGACGAGCAAGUAGAUCUUGACGACUUCCAGCGGCGCAAUCGGAAGAAUCUAACCCACGUGCCGAUGCGAAUCACGCCGCUGAGCAGGAAGUAA